Molecule: messenger RNA, 1751 nt
Organism: Diachasmimorpha longicaudata
Lineage: Eukaryota; Metazoa; Arthropoda; Insecta; Hymenoptera; Braconidae
Gene: Oscillin
Product: glucosamine-6-phosphate isomerase
Exons: 5
Coding region: 586-1443 (285 amino acids)
Biological process (GO): N-acetylneuraminate catabolic process; N-acetylglucosamine catabolic process; D-glucosamine catabolic process
Cellular component (GO): cytoplasm
Molecular function (GO): glucosamine-6-phosphate deaminase activity; identical protein binding
Source: RefSeq, a predicted model, not a curated record
AUCUCCAGAGCUUUUUAGACUAGAGAACUUCGUGGGAAUGCCGGGGAACAUAGGUCUAGGUCGACGAUUAAGGGUUUAUGGGGCGUCGGUCCUUAUCAGAGUUGAUUGACCUCCAAAAGAAUUCAUUGUACGUUCGCGAAACAAUAUGAGUGAAAGUGAUUAAUUGAUAUUCUGAAGUAUUUUAUCAUCAACGUCGGCCAUCAGUUUUUUUUAUCUGCGGUGAGGGGUAUUUAAAGACUUCUGGGGGAUUUCUCGUCGGAUUUUUUAGCUGGGGCUUUCAGAGAGUGCAUUGUUAAUGGUCGAGGGAACUGAUCACAAUAGAACUAUAAAUUAAAAACAUACCGCAGUCAUUCGAGACAGAUAAACAUGUUUCUAGUUUGUGGUUUGAUAACGCUGGGUCAGGUUAUUUUUAUCGCUAUCGAGGGGUAUUAAAGACCUUUAGAACCUUUCUCUGGUAACUCUCGAGGCUCCAGACCCCCCUGAAAGUGCACUAAAUCUGGAGCAGCUGCUACAGCUACAGAAUCGUAAGAAGUCUUUAGAAAAUCAGGAUUGAACUAAUUUCUGUUCCAAGGAAAAUCAUUAAAAAUGCGUCUGGUGAUCUGUGAUACCGUUGAUUACGUAUCGGAGUGGUCCGCUAAAUACGUAAUGAAGAGAAUCAACGACUUUCAACCGAAUGCCAAUAAGUACUUCGUCCUGGGACUCCCAACUGGUGGCACUCCUCUGGGAAUGUACAAGAAACUUAUCGAGUUCCAUAAAGCUGGGAAGAUCUCAUUCAAGUAUGUGAAAACUUUCAACAUGGACGAGUACGUGGAUCUACCCAGGGAUCAUCAAGAGUCAUAUCAUUACUACAUGUACAACAAUUUCUUUAAGCAUAUUGACAUUGAACCUCAGAAUGCUCAUGUUCUUGAUGGUAAUGCACAGGACUUGGUGAAGGAGUGCGAUGAGUUUGAGCAGAAGAUCAAGGAUGCUGGGGGGGUCGAACUCUUCAUCGGAGUUUUUUAUACUCUAGGCAUUGGCCCCGAUGGUCACAUUGCAUUCAACGAGCCAGGCUCGUCCUUGGCUUCGAGGACACGUGUGAAAACUCUUGCUCAAGAUACUCUCGAGGCAAACGCCCGAUUCUUCGGUAAUGACAUAGAUAAAGUUCCCAAGCAGGCGCUCACUGUCGGAGUGGGCACUGUAAUGGACGCAAAGGAAGUUAUGAUUCUCAUCACUGGCUCUCACAAGGCUUUCGCACUUUAUAAAGCUGUCGAAGAGGGGGUCAACCACAUGUGGACAGUCUCAGCAUUCCAACAGCAUCCUAAGACUCUCUUCAUCUGUGAUGAAGAUGCUACACUCGAGCUUAGGGUCAAAACUGUUAAAUAUUUCAAAGCACUUAGUGAAGUCCAUAGCAAACUCAUAGAAGGUGAUGAGCACACGAUUCUUCCACGUCGUGUUCAAAAUUAAUGAGCGUAUACACUGCCAACGUACCAAUCGAGGACACCUGAAGGCACCAUCGAUAUUGUUUAACACUAAGAAAAAUGACCGACUGACUGCUCUUCGGACAAUGGAGAUUCCCACAUUUUCUCGAAGUGCGAAUUCCAUAAUUACAAUUUUUUAACAAUGAAAAAGACAGUCGAAUGUCCUGCCAGAGUUCAUUUGACUGCUAAGUGCGAGUUAUUCUUAGAAAUAAUUUCUACGACUAAUUCAAAAAAAUACAAAACUAUUUUACUAUGCAUGUAACAUUUGUACGAAUAAACAAUUCUUGGAGAUUA